CAUUAACGCUAUCCAUAGCCUCGACACGAAAUCGCUCGACACGUGGACAUGCAACAAUACAAUUAGCUAGCUUGUCAAUCCGCGAAUGCUCCCUGCGCGCUUUCCAAUAGCACAGAUCUUCACCUGCGGCUUGCUAGUCGGUCUCAAGGCUUCCGCACGGGCCGCUUCCCCUCCGUAACCGCGUCAAGGCUUUUUCACAAAUUAGCCACUAUUCCAGUUGCGUGUUGCAUCUUUUGUUAUCGCUUAAGAUGGAGUCUAAACGCAUUCCCCUUCCUCGCCCCAUUCAUCUACAUUCCCGGCGCCUACCGACGCUGGAGAGUGAGGACGUCGAGGCAAAUCUAGCAUCGGCAAGCUCCAACCAACCGUCUUGGACCCCCGAUAUGCGGAGACAAUGGCGGGAAACUUCUCCACCCAGCCAGAGCACCGGUGAAGAAUCGGAGCCAACACGGGCUAUAUCGACGAAAGGUGGACCACGACGCCCACUUCCUCGGGAGGCCUUUUUCCAGGCCUUUGGGAUGAAAACAUCUUCCCAAGAACAGGAGGGAAACUCUGGAUGUGUGUUUGCUGCGGAGGGAAACUCUGGAUUUGUGUUUGCUGCGGAGGACAACAGAUGGGUGUUGCUGUGCUACGGUAACGGCGGCCAGGGCACUGCCUUCCCUGUGCUUCUCGAAGCAUUUGACGCAGAGACGCAGUGGCGGCAAUUGCGGGAUGCCUGGUACGCAAAGAGAGGCGGUAAACGGCUGAGACAACUCCUACAUGCUCUGGGGUUUGGUGUGAAGAAGAUUGAAAGAGUAAGAAUCUAUAUUCAAGGGCUUCCUCUCAAACCAGACGACGGUUUGGACAUAGCUUACCAGAUUUUGGACGUCACAUCCAAAGUGAGGUUGUUACAAGAAGAGAACCUCGCGACAAACAUUCUUGACAUUACCAGCAGUUGGGAUCCCGACGGCAAUUCUGUCUGCAGCUAUGGUCCCGACGGAAUCUUUGUGGAUAGAUGUCCCCACUGGGAUGAUGGCCGUGGUGUCUGCUGUGAGGCGUUAGCUCAUUUCUGCAGAUGCGUGGAGAUAGGGGAGCUCCAAAUGAUCUCACGCUAUGCUAAACUCCUCCAGGAUCCGAAAUCUGCCGUUACCAACUCGUGUGUAUUCCUGCCCUGGAAGCUAUUCUACAUGGAGAGGGACAUUGAGCAGCAACUUCUGCGAUGCGAGGAUGCGGGGCUUUCGGCCGUUGAGUGGGAGGCACUCCUAUUUACAGAGGGCUGGACUUUUAACUCCAAGUCGAUGGUGUUUCCAGUUCUUGCGACACUGUUUUUUUUGGUGGUUAUGGCAUCAAGAUUUCUGUAUGGAGACUGGGGAACAGCAUGGACGGCGGCAGGUUCUCUGGCUGGUUUUAUAGCCACUGGUCUCAUGUGGAUUCAGAUGGCAAGUAGUCGCUAAGCCAGGAAGGGGGACUCAGACCUGCCCUUAAGAUGAUCUUUUCG
Molecule: messenger RNA, 1474 nt
Organism: Phialemonium atrogriseum
Lineage: Eukaryota; Fungi; Ascomycota; Sordariomycetes; Cephalothecales; Cephalothecaceae
Exons: 3
Coding region: 249-1430 (393 amino acids)
Source: RefSeq, a predicted model, not a curated record